This is a messenger RNA of Meriones unguiculatus (Mongolian gerbil), 4686 nucleotides long. It is a transcript of the gene Grem1, whose product is annotated as gremlin 1, DAN family BMP antagonist. Bases 669 to 1394 code for a protein of 241 amino acids. The record is from RefSeq and is a predicted model, not a curated record. Gene Ontology annotation, biological process: animal organ morphogenesis. The transcript has 2 exons. Lineage: Eukaryota; Metazoa; Chordata; Mammalia; Rodentia; Muridae. Gene Ontology annotation, molecular function: BMP binding; receptor ligand activity.
GAAGGAGCCGGUGGAGGGCAAGGAGAGGAGGGUCUCUUGUUGGCCACAGGCUCCUGCCAGCCGCUGGCCAGCAAGCCUGUGUUAACGCCACCGUAAGGGUCAGGGCCCUCUAGGUUGGGGGCCUUGGCCAGCCCUGCUAAGGCUCCACUGCUUGACCAGAGCGUCCAGCAGGGCUGCUCUCCCCAGCGGCAAGGGACCACGGAGUUUGUGGCGAUCCGCUAGCUGUUGGCUCUGGCCGCCUCAGCCCGUGCUCCCGAAGACGGAGCCCCACGCAGGCGAAGCUCCGUCCGCCGGGGCAGAAGCCCAGACCUCGGACUGGAGAGGAAUGAGGGGCCGGGAGCCUGGGUCGGGGGAUUUCCUCCUGCGCGCCCCUCUCCAACGGGAGCGGAAAAUGUGAUUUGCUGUGCAUUCCAGGCGCGGUUCCCUGGGGUGACCUCUCCCACCCAGCCGGGCGGGGUGUGUGUGUGUUGGGGGUGGGGGGGAGUAGACAAAGAGGCGAGUCGGGCGGAGAGGGGGACCCCGCGGGGAAGCAGGAGGGGUGCAGUGGGCGGGAGCACUACCGGGAAAGGGGGCGGAUAGCGGGUCCCGCGGCGGCGACGGCGCCUGACCAAUGGAGAGGGGCGGCCCCCGGGCGCUCGGCCGGCGGCAUUUAAACCGGGGACCGGGAGAUGCCCUCCGCUCUCGCCCUUCGCCAACCUGAAGACCUAGAGCACCGCCACCGCCGUGGUCGCACGCUCCGUCUCGCUCCAUCCGCGCCGAGCCCGGGUGGCUCGAGCCGUGGUCGCACGCAGUGCCACGCGUUUGCAGCGAGGGACCCCAAGACCCACGACGCUGACAGAAUGAACCGCACCGCUUACACUGUGGGAGCUUUGCUUCUCCUUUUGGGGACCCUACUGCCGGCUGCUGAAGGGAAAAAGAAAGGGUCCCAAGGAGCCAUCCCGCCUCCAGACAAGGCUCAGCAUAAUGACUCUGAGCAGACCCAGUCUCCACCACAGCCUGGCUCCAGGACCCGGGGGCGGGGUCAGGGGCGGGGCACUGCCGUGCCGGGCGAGGAGGUGUUGGAGUCCAGCCAAGAGGCUCUGCACGUGACGGAGCGCAAGUACCUGAAGCGAGAUUGGUGCAAAACCCAGCCCCUGAAGCAGACCAUCCACGAGGAAGGCUGCAACAGCCGUACUAUCAUCAACCGCUUCUGCUACGGCCAGUGCAACUCCUUCUACAUCCCCAGGCACAUCAGGAAGGAGGAAGGCUCCUUCCAGUCUUGCUCCUUCUGCAAGCCCAAGAAGUUCACCACCAUGAUGGUCACACUCAACUGUCCCGAGCUACAGCCACCCACCAAGAAGAAAAGGGUCACGCGUGUGAAGCAGUGCCGUUGCAUAUCCAUCGACUUGGAUUAAGUCAAAGGGGCGGGGGGGCACAUCCAGCCUGUCAUAGCCAUGCCGAGAGCCACACCUAAACCACCCGAUUCCUACUUGGCUUAAACCUAGAGGCCAGAAGAACCAGCAGUUGCUUCCUGGCAGGAGGCUGCUUACGCAUAGUGUAUGCGCAUGAGUGUGCGUGGGUGCCUGUGGAUGUUUCCGAACACCAGCGGAAACAGCCUCUGCUAAAAGGCACUUCCUGUUACUCUGCUUCAGAUGGUCGGAAAUGCCCACAGCACUGGACCCAAACAGCUACAGGGGCAGGGCUGAGGUUGGCUUUGCCAUUGUAUUCCAUGUGUCCAUCCAGGCACCAGGAUUUCACCUGAGAAUGAAUCCUAACGGAAGAGGUAAUUCAGAGGGCUGCAUGAGACUUGGGACUGUUCUGUGCUUGUCCUUUACUCCUCCCACAAUCCAUUCCUUUCUUGGCUCUCCCUGAUAUCUCAGUCUUAGCCCACGUUCCUAAAUUAAUUCACUUGACCGUGUGAUGUGUUUUCCAUCUUGUGAAAAACCUCCAGAAUGUAAGGAGACAUGUGAUGGAGGACAAACAGGACAGGAUUGACUCAAGGAGCAUUGAGGCUGAGGACCACUCUGGGCCAGUGAAAUUCAAAUGCCCAGAGUUUGAAAGUUAUUUUCCAAAACCAGUGCGAGCCUUGCUUCAGUGAAAAGGUUUUCCUGAUAUUUAAAAGGACCUAGAUGCACAGAGGAGAAAUAUAAUCAGCCAAAAAAUCCAAUUCUCUGUGCCUCUGUGACCUACUGACACUAGCUGUAACCCAAAGUUAAGAAUGAAAUAUUGAUCACUCCUGUUUUAAGAACGAAGUAAAUGAACAACAACAACAAAAUAUGGCCUCCUACUUUGCCUUUCAGCAAGACAACUGAGAGCCUUGUUCACUGGGAUUAAAAAAACAAAAACAACACACACACACACGCACACACACACACACAUGAGCCCGUGCAAGAACACAAAUCCCUAAGCUUAGUUUUGCUGGAUAAACGUUGCUUUUCCAUCAUUCCUGUAAAAUGCUUUGGAGAUGCAGAACCUUGUGAUAAAAAUCCUGCCUUUGCUGACACCUGCCAAUAAGGAACCAUCUAAGAUUAGAGAGUUACCCACACCAUUCGAAUGAGACAUGCAUGGGGGCUUUUCUGUUUGGCACUUGUUAGGAGAGAGGGGGAGAGAGAGAGGGAGAGAAAGGGAUUGCAUCUAGCUAGACAGUGCCUAGAGGAGAGGUAAGGGCUGUGAUUUCCUCUUCCUCGUUUGCUCUCAGAGGGUCUAGAAGAAAGUUCCAUUAGGAAACCAGAACCCUAGGGUGUAUUAGUGGCCACCUGCCCCCAGUGGAUCUGUGUGCCAUUGCAAUCAUUAGGCCUGCCAUGGAUGUUGUCAUCCCUAUACACCUGGGUUCCCCAAAUGCCUCUUUAGCAUUUACGUAGGGGCCAAAGGAAAAAGGUGGGCAGACCUUGAUACAUUUUGGAUUGGCUAAGCAGUUCUUAAGACUGAGAUUCUAGCUAUAAAUGCCCCCAGAUACCAGUUUUGUGUUUUCCUCUCAGAGUCGGUAGUCAAGUUCUGUGCCAUUUGGAAGGCAGGCAUCACCCGCCCAUCAAAGCAGCCAUAGUCAAACAAACAAACAAACAAACAAAAAAAAAACAACAACUGUUGGAAGUAAAGAAAUUUUUUUAUUUUGGUCUAGCCCAGUCUCACUUGACACCUAAAUAGGAACCAUGAUGUAAGGCAAAAGCUAUCCCGAAUUCCCAAAACAGCAGGUCUAAUUUUGAAAGUUUGAAAGCCACUACUGAUGAUUCCACACUAGAUGAAUUUGUGCAAGCACGGUUUGUGUGUUUCAUUUGUAACGUGUGCCCCUUGCCUGAAUCUGUGUGUCUUCCACAUCCAUCACCAAUAAGGCACAGGAUGGAUUUGAUUAGGCCCCCAGAUGCAAAGGCAGAGUUUUGAGAGUAGUGAAGGGUGAAAAAUAAAAGAGGAAGAAGCUGAAAAUAUAAAACCACAUCAGAGAGGAAAAAUGACACUCCGAGUGUCUUGUUUUAAUUCUGCCACAGACAUGUAAUACUGUUAACGGGUGACAUUAGUUGGCAGCCUCAUCCACCUUCGAGGAGCUUGUACCGCCAUCGCUCAUGUAAGUUGGAUUUAGGUCACAUCAAGAAGAUUGCCUCAAAAUUAACUUCUUGAGAACAAUCAGCAGCAGACAGUACCCAAAAAAGCACAUCACUGGCCAAAGAUGUGAGUGUCUGCCUCCCUUGCUGUGGCUAGACCAAGAACAUCAGAAAUACAUGUCUUCCAUCAUUUAUUGAAGAUGCCCUGUCGGUUGUCUAUUUUGGACUCGCCAGUGAUGUAUGAUGCUCAUUUUCUCCAACACUGCAGUAGAAGUGUUCUGUGGCAAAAGAGUUGUGAUCUUGAUCUUACUGAUUAAAAUAUUGCCAGACACCAAAUAUGAAUUUCAUGGUGUUCGCUUAGUGCUUGGCACUGAAAUGGGAAUGCUACACACCUCUUUAAGUCUGCGUGCUUCUUUGCAACUGUACUCUUCAAAGUUGUAAGUGAAAAAUCUGAAGGAAAAGAUAAUUUCCACUGUGUGGAAUGUGAAUAAGCAAAAAAAAAAAAAGUUAUGGGUAUUUAAUGUAAUUAUGAAUUCAAGUCUGUCGGUUACUGUGAUUUCAAUCAUGUUUUCUUUCUCUAUUCUAUACGACGGCCUCUGAGUUGGGUAAAGAAGAAUGUGUCCAUUUUAUGUUGUUAGAGGCUUUUGUCAGGUCAGAGGGAAAUACAGUCUCAUUGCAUAUGAAGAUGUUACUGAGUCAAGCAUGAGCUUUUAUUUUUUAAAACUGAAUGUUCCUUGAAAGUCGACACUUCUGAAGCAAUAUUAGGGAAGACUUUAAGUGUUAUUUUGGGAGAUGUAUAAUAUGUGUAUACAAGCAAAUGGCAGAUGAUGAUGGCUAGUUCACAAAGAUAUACAAACAGAACAUUCCUAAACAAGAAGCCUGAAAGAGUGAAAGAAAUUCUAUUGAUUUGUCAUUUCUCAAGAUAUUUAAUAUCAUCUACAUUGUGUAUUUAAUCUGCUUUAAUAAUUUUAAAACAAUGAACAAUUAUAUAGGCUAUGAUGGAACUACCUUGCUAUGGAUGAGGGUGAGACAGGAUUUACUGGUCUCAUAAAAGCUAAUUUGGCUUAAAGUUUUAUGAUCUGUAACUAGAAUUUUAUUUUCACCCUAAUAACAUUCUAUAUAACCUUUGCCAAAAAAAAAAUCAGUAAAUUAAACCUCUUCUUUUUGUGUA